AAUAAACUCAUUUUAUUUAAUUAAUAAUAAAUGGUUGAAAUUAAAAUAGUCAAAGUAUUCAAUUCUCUCUCUCUCUCUCUCUCUCUCGAUUUGCCAAUAAAUUGUAGAUAAUCGCCACCAAACUCUUUCACAAGUCAUAACAGUCGUUUAAAGAUUGAUCUUUUUUCUUGUCUUCUUUUGUUUGUGAAAAUCGAAAAUUCAGUUAUGGCGGAGAUCUCGGGACACGGCCAUGGCGACGGCAGAGAAGGAUCAGUAGUGGUAAAUCUCAAGGAAGAAAACGAACAUCAACGACAAACAGAAGCUGAAUAUAACUCAUCACCCGUGAAGAAACAAGACUCUCUCCUCUCAUUCUCUGUUCCUUUCUUACAAAAGUUGAUGGCGGAGAUUCUGGGAACCUACUUUUUGAUAUUCGCCGGUUGUGCAUCGGUGGCCGUAAACGCCCAACACGACAAAGCCGUGACUCUUCCGGGGAUCGCCAUCGUUUGGGGACUCGCCGUCAUGGUUCUUGUUUACUCUCUCGGCCACAUCUCCGGCGCUCAUUUUAAUCCGGCUGUCACAAUCGCCUUCGCCUCUUGCGGCCGUUUCCCUCUCAAACAGGUUCCGGCUUACGUGAUAUCACAAGUGAUCGGCUCGACCCUCGCGGCGGCGACUUUGAGGCUGCUGUUCGGACUUGAUCAAGACGUUUGCAGUGGAAAACACGAUGUGUUCGUCGGAACAUUACCGUCGGGCUCGAAUUUGCAGUCGUUUGUGAUCGAGUUUAUCAUCACUUUCUACCUAAUGUUCAUCAUUUCCGGCGUCGCUACCGAUAACAGAGCGAUCGGAGAACUUGCGGGACUAGCAGUAGGAUCAACAGUGCUGCUCAACGUGAUAAUUGCCGGACCGGUAUCAGGAGCGUCAAUGAAUCCAGGAAGAAGUUUAGGACCAGCAAUGGUAUAUAAUUGCUACAGAGGAAUUUGGAUUUACAUAGCGUCUCCAAUACUUGGUGCGGUUACGGGUGCAUGGGUUUACAACACGGUUCGAUAUACCGAUAAACCGCUGCGAGAAAUUACCAAUAGCGGUUCGUUUUUAAAGACCGUGAGAAACGGUAGCUCUCGCUAAGUUGUUAAAUAAAGUUCAUGGCUAUGUUAACUUAGCCAUCGGAGGUGUUGACUAUCAAUUAGAAGUUAUGGGAGUGUUUUGGUAUUGCACGAGUUUUUGUUUUUUAAUGGGUAAAAAAUUUAUGGUAUAACGAAAUCGUAACAACUUUGACCAGGCCUUACGUAAUAUGGUUGUAUUAAUUAUUAUCUCUUUCCCUUGUCUUUUUAAUGCGAAAGGUUCUAUCUUCAUAUUUAUUGAGAACUGUAUUCUGUUACUUUUUAAAAUAAUGAAUUUCAAUUCUGAAAGCCGAC
Messenger RNA from Thlaspi arvense, 1388 nucleotides. The record is from the annotation of a GenBank genome assembly. NCBI's taxonomy places the organism in Eukaryota, Viridiplantae, Streptophyta, Magnoliopsida, Brassicales, Brassicaceae.